Messenger RNA from Dioszegia hungarica, 849 nucleotides. Its product is annotated as adenylate kinase. The transcript has 5 exons. The record is from RefSeq and is a predicted model, not a curated record. Bases 1 to 849 code for a protein of 282 amino acids. Gene Ontology annotation, molecular function: ATP binding; AMP kinase activity. NCBI's taxonomy places the organism in Eukaryota, Fungi, Basidiomycota, Tremellomycetes, Tremellales, Bulleribasidiaceae. Gene Ontology annotation, cellular component: mitochondrion; cytoplasm. Gene Ontology annotation, biological process: ADP biosynthetic process.
AUGGCAGCUGUUUCCGCACCAUCGGGCAACUCGGAGCUCGACUACCUCAAGAAGCUGGUCUCUCAGCUCCAGGAGAAAAUCGGUCACCUUGAAUCAUCCGCUUCAUCCAAGGUCAGCAAUGCCGUCGAGACCGCCAAGCAGGCCGUAGGCUUUGGUGGUGUCGCCGGUGGAGCACCAAGGAUGGUUCUGAUCGGUCCCCCAGGAGCUGGCAAGGGUACUCAAGCCCCCAACAUCUCGCAAAAGUACUGCGUCUGCCACCUCGCGACCGGUGACAUGCUCCGAUCGCAGGUCGCUGCUCAGACCGAGCUCGGCAAGGCUGCCAAGAAGAUCAUGGACCAGGGUGGACUGGUCUCGGACGAGAUUAUGGUCAACAUGAUCAAGCACGAGCUUACCAACAACGCCGAAUGCAAGAACGGCUUCAUCCUCGACGGCUUCCCCCGUACCGUUCCCCAAGCGUCCAAGCUCGAUGCCAUGCUCGAGGCUAGUAAGACACCCAUCGACCAUGCCGUCGAGCUUAAAAUCCCCGAUGCUCUCCUCAUCAGCCGAAUCACUGGUCGUCUGAUACACCCCGCUUCCGGCCGGAGCUACCACCGUGAAUUCAACCCUCCCAAGAAGGCGAUGACCGACGACAAGACCGGCGAGCCCCUCAUCCAGCGAUCUGACGACAACGCCGAGACCCUCAAGAAGCGCUUGGCAACCUACCACGCCCAGACCGGCCCCGUCGUGGAGUACUACAAGAACUCUGGUAUCUGGACACCUGUCGAUGCCGCUCAGAGCCCCAAGCUCGUAUGGGGGAGCAUCUCAAGUAUCCUGGCUGGGCCCAAGGAGGGGAAGAUGGUCAGGGAAUAG